AUGGCACCAUCAGCGAACGGAGGCUCCAGCAUGGGCAAUGCCAUGAACGGCACCAGCGCCUUCAAGUCCUACACCGAUGACAGAGACACCAAGUCUCAAGACACGAUCUACACCACCAGCAACGGUGUCCCCAUCCCCCAUCCCUACGAGACGCAGCGUGCAGGCACCAAUGGCCCUCUCCUCCUUCAAGACUUCCACCUGAUUGACUUGUUGUCCCACUUUGACCGAGAGCGCAUUCCAGAGCGUGUUGUCCACGCCAAAGGGAGCGGAGCACACGGAGUCUUCACAUGCACGGCACCACUCGACGAUAUCUGCCUCGCAGACUUCCUCAGCACGAAGGGGAAGCAAUGUCCCGUCACUGCCCGCUUCUCCACCGUCGGUGGCGAAUCUGGCUCUCACGACCUGGCGCGGGACCCAAGAGGCUUUUCGGUGAAGUUCAGAACAGAGGAGGGUAAUUGGGAUCAUGUGGCAAACAAUACACCCGUCUUCUUCCUCCGAGAUCCCGCCAAAUUCCCUCACUUCAUUCAUACCCAGAAGCGCCACCCCUCUACCCACCUCACCCACGCCGAUGACAGCACCGUCUUCUGGGACUACCUGUCGCAAAAUCCCGAGUCUGUCCAUCAAGUCAUGAUCUUGAUGGGCGACCGCGGCAUUCCAAAAGGCUAUCGCUUCAUGCAUGGCUACAGCGGUCACACAUACAAGCUGGUCAACAAGGCUGGUGAUUGGGUGUACGCCCAGAUCCACAUGAAGUCGAAGCAAGGAGUAGACUUCGUCACGCAGGAAGAUUCACAUGGCUACUCUCCAGAUUUCAGUCAGAAAGAUCUAUAUGAGGCAAUUGAGAAGGGCGACCACCCCAAGUGGGAUGUCGCGGUACAGACCAUGACGGCCAAGGAAGCUGAAGAGCUGUGGGAGAAGCAAAAGAUCAACGUCUUUGACCUUACACACGUCUGGCCUCAGAAGCAGUUCCCACUGCGCGUGGUUGGCGAGUUCGAGCUGAACCAGAACGCCGUGAACUACUUUGCCGAGAUCGAACAGGUUGCCUUCAACCCAUCUCACAUGGUCCCCGGCCUAGAACCAUCAGCAGAUCCCGUCUUUCAAUCCCGCCUCUUCUCCUACCCCGACACCCACCGCCAUCGCAUUGGUGUCAACUACCAGCAACUCCCUGUCAACAGCACCCAGACCCCCUACAAGACUGCCAACUUCCAACGUGAUGGGCAGAUGGCAUUCUACAACCAAGGCUCCCGCCCCAACUACCUCUCCUCCAUCGAGCCCAUCCAAUUUCGCGACCGCAGCGUCGACCUCGACAAAGUCCACGGCCAGUUUAUUAACGAGGCUGUGACCUUCCUCUCCACCAUCAACCCCGAGGACUUCAACGCUCCACGCGUGUUGUGGGAGAAGGUCUUCGACGACGGUGCAAAAGAGCGCUUCAUCAAGAAUGUCUCAGGCCACAUGUCGAACUGCCACAGCGAGGAAAUCAUCAAGCGUCAGACCGCCAUCUUCCGUGAGGUGUCUGAGGACCUUGCCUCUCGUCUCGAGAAGGCUACAGGUAUCAAGGGGUAUGAUGGAAUUGCAAACCUUUCCUUCAACGGUACCCACAACGGCAUGGCUGCAAAAGACAGCAACAAGAUCGCCAACGGCAUGGGUAGCAAAGUGGGCAAGAGCAGCGUCAGCCAUAAUGGCGCCCCCAUCAAAGGCACACACAAGCAGGAGAGCAUGAGCGCGGCGGGUACGAACGGCUCGAGGGUAAAUGGCCAUUAA
Bacidia gigantensis is the source of this 1758-nucleotide messenger RNA. RefSeq lists its product as uncharacterized. The coding region runs from base 1 to 1758 and encodes 585 amino acids. NCBI's taxonomy places the organism in Eukaryota, Fungi, Ascomycota, Lecanoromycetes, Lecanorales, Ramalinaceae. The transcript has 2 exons. Gene Ontology annotation, biological process: hydrogen peroxide catabolic process; response to hydrogen peroxide. Gene Ontology annotation, cellular component: cytoplasm; mitochondrion; peroxisome. The record is from RefSeq and is a predicted model, not a curated record. Gene Ontology annotation, molecular function: heme binding; catalase activity.